CUUUUUUGACCCAUGGGACCAAGAGCAAGUUUGUGUUUGCAAGCUCCUCGAGAACCGCGGAGAUGCUUUUCAAGUAAAUAGAUCCAAACGCGUUUCGAUGCAUUAAGUUCUAAUCAUUUCCUCCUGGAGCCUUUGUUAUAGUCGAAACAUUGUGCUUGCAUGAUUGGCAAGUACAUUUCUCCUGAGCAAGUACCAGUGCAGUAUGGUGGCCUGAGUGUAGAUUAUUGCGAUUGCGAUCCCGAAUUUACUGUUUCCGACCCUGCAACCGAGAUGACAGUUAAGCCGGGGAUCAAACAAAUUGUGGAAAUCAUAAUCUAUGAGAAAUGUGUUAUCACUUGGGAGCUCCGUGUUGUUGGGUGGGAAGUCAGUUAUGGUGCUGAGUUUGUGCCUAACUCUGGUGGAUAUUCAAUCAAUAUCCAGAAGCCCAAGAAGAUGUCACCUGCGGAUGAGCCGGUGGCGCAUAGAACGGUCAAAGUUUCGGAACUUGGCAAAGUGUUGCUAACUGCUGAAAUGGCAUGGCGAUACAUUUUCUUGUACGAGACAAUUACAAACUCCGUCACCAUUAGUCUUAUUUCUCCUUCUAGAAGAACCUAG
This is a messenger RNA of Syzygium oleosum, 594 nucleotides long. Its product is annotated as patellin-3-like. Gene Ontology annotation, molecular function: lipid binding. The record is from RefSeq and is a predicted model, not a curated record. The transcript is spliced from 3 exons. The coding region runs from base 160 to 594 and encodes 144 amino acids. NCBI's taxonomy places the organism in Eukaryota, Viridiplantae, Streptophyta, Magnoliopsida, Myrtales, Myrtaceae.